This is a messenger RNA of Prorocentrum cordatum, 871 nucleotides long. NCBI's taxonomy places the organism in Eukaryota, Dinophyceae, Prorocentrales, Prorocentraceae. The record is from the annotation of a GenBank genome assembly.
ACGCGUGAGAAGAUUGCCGCGGCAGCAGCGGCAAUUGGAGCUGCGGCGAGAUCGGGUGCGCAGUGGCGAUGCACUAGAGGCGGCAGGCAUCUGCGCGCCCAACGCGGCCGCUUUCGUCUCCAUGGCCGCCGACGACUUCCCUAUUCCAGCACGCAUCGAGGCGAUUUUCGCUGGUGUCGCAACCAGCGCCCACUGGUCCGCGGCCGACGAGGGCGACGCGUCCGAGCACGACCACUCCUUCCAGGAGGACUCCGACGGCUACCACCUCGAGCACAGCGGCGGUGCGAGGCAGCCUGCGAGAAGCAGCAGGCUGCGACCCGAGGCAGCCAGCGAGACGCAGGGUCUCGUUCGACCUGCGCGGCCACCUCGAGCGGCCCCGGGACCACGGGACCACUCUCACGGGGAGGACUCCGACGGCCGACUCGACGACAGCGACCCCGCGAGCCAGAACGACACAGAGAGCAACGCCACGGACAGCGAGUACGACGGCGAGACCACGUACACCGAGAACCACGACACCCCUGCAGGGAGGACGGCCCACCUGGCGGCCAAGCCUCCGCCCCGCUCCGACGGGAACCAGCAGCACGCCAACGGGAACCAGCAGCGCACCUACGGGAACCAGCGGCGCACCAACGGGCACCAGCAGAGCAUCGGGCACCAGCAGGGCUUCUUCAACCGCACUGGCGCCCACUGCGCCUCCCAGCACAACCACUUCCUCAUCCUGGAGGGCGCCCACCUGAACGGCGAGUUCAUCAUCGCCGUCGCCCCCUCGUGUGGCGAGCGCGCCGCCCUCCUUAGGUGGAGGAGGCUGGCGGCCACCGAGGGGGGCAAGAUCAUCGUGUUCGGCUCCCACAGGGAGUACCUCUUCUGA